AUGUACGCCGCUCAGAAUAUAACGCCAACAGUUUUGGAUGCCAUGAACGGAAAUGUUUCCGAAUGGUAUAACGAAUGCGACAAUGCCAUUAGAAGGUCAGAAAUAGUUCCUGGAACUUACGAAUAUACAACUGCUGUUUCUUAUGGAAACGUAGGUGAGUUUGGAGAAGGUUCUUCAACAACAGUAGAUAUUGCUUGCGACAGGUUUCAUAUUAUUUCUAUUGACAACUCAUUCUUAUACGUGGAACAAGACAUUGAAAUAAAACCUUCUGCCAAGUUGUCUGACAAGAAAGGUUGCAAUGGAAUUUUCUAUGUCGGAUACCAAUAUGCUCCAGAAGUUUUCAUGGGAUAUAAGAUAUAUUCUAACUCUGACUUAGUUCAAACAGUAACAUGGGCAAACUAUGAAUGGUUCGCUUUGAGAAACUCAGUACAACCACAAGCUAGAGAACAAACAGACCAGUAUGCAACUAUUGAGAAAAUAAGAAGACUUGACCCUAACGUUCCAGGAGUUUAUGUUAACCUUUCUGGUUCAGAUGGAACUGCUGCCACUAAAGUAAAACUGAAACUUAGAGUUCCUUUGUCAUCUUUCCUCAUCUUCAGGUUUUUAAGAUACUUGCCAAACUGGGCAGGAAAAAUUUCUAUUGAACUUACUCCAAGCAAAAAUAACUUAGUCAUUGCACCAACACAAGACCCAUUCACUCUUACAGACGUAACGGGAACAAAUAAAACGUCAUUCGCCGACUUUUGCAAAGACAAAGUUGACUUAGACUUUGGUUUCUCAAACCUCAACACUGA
This is a messenger RNA of Trichomonas vaginalis G3, 794 nucleotides long. RefSeq lists its product as uncharacterized. The annotation marks the transcript as partial. NCBI's taxonomy places the organism in Eukaryota, Parabasalia, Trichomonadida, Trichomonadidae. The record is from RefSeq and is a predicted model, not a curated record. The transcript has a single exon.